AUGCUUCUCCCACGCCUUUUUGGCUCGGCUGUCCUAUCAUUGGCAAGCCUGGGAGCCGCCGUCGAACUCACUGGCUAUGAAUAUGUCAUUGUGGGAUCUGGAGCUGGCGGUGGCCCAUUGGCUGCUCGUCUUGCUCUGGCCGGCCACAAGACUCUACUGAUUGAGGCCGGAGAUGACCAAGGCGAGAACACCAAUUAUACUGUCCCGGCCUAUUCUGCCAAAGCUUCUGAGGACCCAACUAUCGCUUGGAACUACUUUGUGCGUCACUAUACAAAUGAUACCCGCCAGGCACUCGACUACAAGACUACCUACGAUACCCCCGAUGGCGGCGAAUACGUUGGACUCAAUCCGCCUGAGGGUUCGACAAUGAAAGGAAUCCUAUACCCGCGUACUGGAACUCUCGGUGGAUGCACAGCGCAUAAUGCUCUGGUCACCGUCUACCCAUUCGAAUCUGACUUUGACUACAUCUCCACACUGACCGGCGAUGGAUCGUGGGCCCCGGAUAACAUGCGCAAGUACUUUAAGAAGAUGGAGAAUAACAACUACCUCCUCCCUCUUCUUCCAGGCCACGGAUAUGACGGCUGGCUGCACGAUCAAACUGCACCGCUUAGCAUCGUCCUCGAAGAUCCUCUGCUACUGGACAUGCUACUCGGCGGCGCCUUCGCUUUGGGCAACGUCACCGACACCAUCUUCAACGUCGCAACUCUACUAGCUGCCGACGCCAACGCUGACUCCCGAACCCGCGACACUGAAAACGGAUACUACCAGGUCCCAGUUGCCACCCAUGGCGCAAAGCGCAAUGGUCCGCGCGAGUUCCUUGUCGCGGUCCGAGACGCUAAAAAUUCCGACGGCUCAAAGAAGUACCCCCUCGACAUCCGCACGAAUUGCCAAGCUACAAAGAUCGUCUUCGAUAACUCUACCGGUACACCACGAGCCAGCGGCGUCGAGUUCCUCGAUGGUAAGUACCUCUUCCGCGCGAGCCCACGCUCCGACACGGCUGCAAAGGGUGUUCCGGGUAACGUCACCGCUUCACGCGAAGUAAUCGUCGCAGGUGGUGUGUACAACUCACCCCACCUCCUCAAGCUAAGCGGUAUCGGACCGGCAGAUGAGCUCCGGCAGUUCGGCAUCGAUGUCGUCGUCGAUCUACCCGGUGUCGGCACCAACCUGCAGGAUCACUACGAGACUUCCGUGCAGGGUCAGGUCCCGCACAACUUCACCGCAUUGGAUGGAUGCACGUUCAGCGCGGAUAGUGCCGAAGACCCAUGUCUUGAGCGGUGGGAAAAUCCCAUCCUCGGUAACAGGGGUAUCUAUUCUUCGAACGGAUUCGCCAGUACCAUGCUGUACAAGAGCUCUGUAGCUGUGGAUGAUGACUUUGAUACAUUCGUCUUCGGUGGCCCGAUUAAUUUCCGUGGUUACUUCCCUGGAUAUAGUGUCAAUAUCACCGAGCACCAUGAUUGGUGGUCGUGGGCAAUUCUCAAAGCUCACCCGCGGAACACUGCUGGCUCCGUCACGCUUCGUUCCGCUGAUCCGCUUGAUAUGCCAGAGGUUGUGUUCAACUACUUUGACUCUGGCAGUGGCGACUAUGAAGCGGAUUUGACUGCAAUGACUGAGGCUAUUGGGCUUGCGCGGGAUGCGUUCAAGCGCCAACUUGUUGAUGUUGAGGAAAUUUUGCCUGGAAAGGACAUCGCCUCAACUCCUGCAAUUCAUGAUUUCAUAAAGGAGACCGCGUGGGGACACCAUGCUUCCUGCACAUGUCCUAUUGGUACAGAUGAUGAUCCUAUGGCUGUCUUGGACUCUAAGUUCCGCGUUCGUGGCGUUAGCGGGCUGCGGGUUGUUGAUGCUUCUGUGUAUCCUCGUAUACCUGGAACGUUCACUGCUGUGUCGACGUAUAUGGUUUCAGAGAAGGCGGCGGAGGAUAUUUUGAACGAACUUAACUAA
Messenger RNA from Penicillium pulvis, 1938 nucleotides. RefSeq names its product GMC family oxidoreductase. The transcript has a single exon. The record is from RefSeq and is a predicted model, not a curated record. The coding region runs from base 1 to 1938 and encodes 645 amino acids. Gene Ontology annotation, molecular function: oxidoreductase activity, acting on CH-OH group of donors; flavin adenine dinucleotide binding. NCBI's taxonomy places the organism in Eukaryota, Fungi, Ascomycota, Eurotiomycetes, Eurotiales, Aspergillaceae.